Marchantia polymorpha subsp. ruderalis is the source of this 5397-nucleotide messenger RNA. The record is from the annotation of a GenBank genome assembly. Lineage: Eukaryota; Viridiplantae; Streptophyta; Marchantiopsida; Marchantiales; Marchantiaceae.
GGGAGGAGAGAAAAAGAGUGCCGUCAUUGUAAAGCGAGAUACGGCACCACGGACGUACGUUUUGGCAGGCCUGUCCCUUUCAAAUGGGAAGACCUCCGGAUUUUAGGGUUUCGUUUCCUCGUGAUUUCUCGUAGUGCAGAGAGUGAGAGUGCCCAACAGUGGAGCCAAGGAGGGAGGGGAGUAGAGUGCGGGACAGAAACGUCGGGGAACGAGCCAGGACCGAAUCGAUCGGAGAUUCUGCGGACUCGGAGUGGUGGAGUGUCUGACGAGAAAACUUUUGAAUACAGCCUAUAUGCUUAGGAGCCCGGAACGAGCACGAAUUUCGAGGAUGAAGAGGAAGAGGGAGAGGAGGAGGGUGGUGCGCUUGUAGACAUGGAGCAGUCGUCAAAUUUGAGGCAGACGACAUGGCGAGCUCUCUGUCUCAAUUUCAGAUGAUGAAAAGUGCCUCGGAUCGCCUCGUUGUCGCGAUUGAAGAUGUGAGUGACUUGUGGCCAGUCGUAAGGGAGAAUUUUGAGGCGCGCGUUCCUUUCAGAAGAGUUAUUUUGAACAACAAAGCACGAAAUCCAGUGUUGGUAGAGAAGCUUCCUGUCGAAUACAUUCUUACUACAGAUGCUCGUCUCCGGGGUCGCACUCCACUGGAGCAGUCCCCUUUCUGGUUUCGCCACCCGUAUGCAUCUGUAGUUCUUGUCGCUUGUGAGGAUCUAGACGAAUACAAGCAACUACUGAAACCACGCUUGAAACAAAUUGUGCAAAAUGAAGAUCGUGAGUGGUUUAUCGUUUUUGUCUCCAAAACUCCAGCCAAUGAUCCUAACUUCAAGCACACAAAGAAGGUUUAUCUCAGGCUUGAAGCUGACUUCAGCUCGAAAAAGCGGGAGAGAUGCUGCAAGUUGGAGACACAUAUUGUUGAUCCUACUGUAUGGGAAGACAUUGAACACAAAGUGGUGGUAUGCAUUCAACACACUCUGGACCGGCGGGUCCAGUUUUAUGAGGAGGAAGUUAGAAGACUUAGUGAACAUCGGUUCAUGCCAGCCUGGAAUUUUUGUAACUUCUUCGUUGUGAAGGAAAGCCUUGCAAUCAUGUUUGAGAUGGCUCACUUGCUUGAAGAUGCACUACGGGAGUACGAUGAAUUGGAACAAAUUUAUCUGGAAAUUGUGAAUUCCUCAAAUAUGAAGGCCAGGGAAUUUGGAGGUACAGAUGCCGGCGAUGAGCGUUCAGCUAUAUUGGAUGCUUCUCGAAAGCCUUUCGCCCAGUUCCAGUUGGAAGACGCCGUGAAGGAAUUCGAUUUCCGACAAUAUCUUUUCGCCCGACAGGCUGUGCUGCUUUUCUACCUGAACCGGCCAGCGGAAGUCGCGGCAAGGGCUUUUCCUUUCAUCAUGGCAUUCUCCAGAAGUCUUCUACUGCAUGAAAAAAAGUUGCCGUUCUGUCUCCGUGAACUGUGGGUUCUCACAGCAUGCUUGGCAGUUGUGAAAGCAUCUGCAGAACGUUUCACGCCCCGUUCAGUUACUCCUGAUGUGGAAAAAGACUUCUAUCGUCUGCAAGCAGACUUGUACUUGUACGCGCGUACCAAGCUGAUGAGACUAGCAGACCUAGUGGGGUACGGAUCCAGAAUAGAGAAAAGUCCGUGCAACAGUGCAGCAUUAAGCAUGUCACCGUGGCCAAAGCCAGCAGUCUGGCCUCCUGUUCCUGCCGAUGCAGGUUCUCGAAUCCUUGCUAAGCAGCAAUCUCUUACAGAAAAGCCAGAUGCGAUCAAUAGCAUGCGUCGGGAGCUUCCUUUGGCUCCUGGUAUACUUCUACGAGAAGCAAAUCGUCGAAGGGCUUCUCUUUCUGCGGGCAAUAUACUGGAGCUGAUGGAUUCCAACCGCAACAGCUUCAAGGAAGGGUUUAAAAGAUCUGAAUCCAUGGGAGAAGAUGGUCGUAGUAGCCUAAAAUCUAGUCACUUGUCCUCUAGCAAUGGCAAUUUAGCUGCUGAGGGUGCAAGCGUAAACUCGCCACGGUCAGUACCGCCAAGCCCUCCGACUCCAGGUUUGACUCAUGCUCGUUCGGCAAGCCCUUUAGUGCCACCACUAAGCCCAACCGGAAGUUGGGGUUCAAUAGAUCGUCCUAUGAAGCUUGGCGAAAUACAAAUAGCAGCGGAGGAUGCUUUGAAGGCAAAAGAUUGCGAUGAGAGUCUUCAAAAAGCCUUAUCUUCUGUUGCCGAGUUCGAGGAGCUGUAUUUAGAGCUCACGCGAGCUGCUGCUGACAACUUUCAUCGUUCUUGGCGGAAGAGACAUGGUGUUGUUCUGGAUGGUGAGGUCGCGGCAGUGCACUACCGUCGUGGAAACUUGGAUUCUGCAGCCAAGCUCUAUGAAAAAGUUUGUGCUCUUUAUGCUGGGGAGCGAUGGCAUGCUUUGCUCGCCGAGGUCCUCCCUCGUCUUUCUGAUUGUCAAAGGCAACUUGGUGACUGGGCCGGAUAUCUUUCAUCAUGUAUCAAACUACUAUCAUUGGAUCGAGGUUUGCUGACAGAUGAAGAGCGACGGACUUUGCAGUCUGAAAUCGUAAGGCUAGCUCACAGUGGGUUGAGGACUCCUGUAUCUCUCGAUGUCUCCGUUCUGAUUACCUUCACUUCGAAGGGAGGGCCGCCCCUUGAGCUUUGUGAAGGAGAUCCUGGGACACUGCAAGUCACAGUCUGGAGUGGUUUUCCUGAUGAUAUAUCACUUGAAUCCCUGAGCCUUACUCUUGUCACCACUUUCAGUGCAGAUGAAGGCGCUAAGGUUGUGAAAAGUGCAGAUGCUCCAGUACUGAAUCCUGGCAAAAACAGUGUCUCCAUUCUCUUGCCUCCUCAGCGUCCUGGAUCUUAUGUGCUCGGAGUUCUCACUGGGCAUAUAGGGGAAGUGAAGCUGCGGUCCCAUACCUGCUGCUACACGAGUGCAUCUAGUUGUAAGGGUGGUCCCCCAGACAGCGAUGAUUAUCUGAGUCAGGAAAAGCCUAUCCGACCCGUCCUUGAGGUUUCCAAGCCGCGAGCGUUGGUAUCUGCUCAAGCAGCUGUAUCUUGGAGACUUUUGAUCGGUGAACCGCAGUGGGUUGGAAUUGUAGUCGAACCUUUAGACUACUCGCUUGAGGGUGCUCUCGUGACUAUCUCAGCGGGACCUGGUUUGGACAUCGAUUUAGAUCAAACCACCUGUCUAGAAGUAUUCGAGGAGGCAUACGUCGCAUCAACAAGCAACGAGGUUGAUCCAUCGAGGACAGGCUCCGUCGAGGCUAAUGGCAAUGUUGAUACAGGACAUGUGGGAACUUCUACAGAUCAACCUCCGGAACCUAGUAUUAAGAAAGAAGUUGUACAUGUGAAAGGGGGACAAGUGGAGCUACCAAAUUGGGCGAGUCGCCUUUCAUCUGUCUUGUGGCUGCGCGUAAUCGCUCAUGUCCAGGAUGAGAACUCAGGGGCUGAAUUGCUGCCUCUACUUCCUACGUCUCCAAGACAUAGCCUGAAUAGACGAUUAUCUUCGAGUAAGUCUGCUAAAGAUGUUGUGACUAUCGAGCCCGCAUCUGAGGCAGGGGAUAGUGUAACGCGGAUUGAAUCUUCAAGACAGGCCACAAGCACAGCAGAAGGGAUGAGAACUGUCAAUGUGAAGUUAGAUUUUGGUGCUGGGCGAAGCAGGACGUUUGAGAGGGCUAUUGCAGUGCAGUUUACAAAGCCAUUCCGCACACUUACUCGGGUUGUGAGCAAGGGAAAUGAUGGAACUCUCAUUUUGCAGGUUACCUUGAUAUCGGAGUUGGUCGCCUCCAUCACAAUUUUGGAUGCGAGAUUAGAGUUACAAGCGGGUUUUAUUCAUGUUAAUGGCUCCGAUGGCCGACCUAGUCCAUCGUGGUUAGUACCGCUUCAGCUUUCGGCAACGUCUGAAGGCGCUCUCUUGUUUGUGGUCCGUUCUACAAGCCCCGUCAUAAAAGAAGGAAGUGCAAUUUUGAGUAAUGGACCAAUUGUUGAUACGUCGAAAGCGUUGGAGAGCCAGUUAAUUGUCCAGUAUAAAAUAUCUGGCGAACGCAGGAUAGGGGCCCAUGCUCCUGUUAGGGAUCGGGACGCACCUGUUUUUGAAGAUCAAGCAACGCUGACUUUCACAAAUAGUUUCAUCCUUCAAAUGCCGGUUCUUGAACAGCUAGUUGCCAUUGGCAUGCUCCCGGUUCCGAUCCCUGGUCCAAGAGUAGGACAACAAGUCAUCUUUCAGUGGAGGAUUGAGAGAUUGAAGGAAGGUUGUAUCAAAGUGAAGAAUGUGGAAGGUGACGGGAAUCAGGUCGCUCAGGAAUCUUUACCUUCGUCAUCUAAUGCUGAGGAUAUGGAAGAGCUUGAGUACGAACUUCAAGCGAGUACAGAAAAUUGGAUGGUUGCAGGAAGAAAGAAGGGCAAUAUUGUACUCUCGUCAAAGAUGGGUGCGAGAGUAGUCAUCUCGAUGGCGUGCGUGCCACUUGUUGCUGGUCAUGUGCACCCUCCUUCUUUGUGCUUGGCGAACAUCAGUCGAGCUCACAUCAGUAGUAGCCCUGCAGGACCUCAUAUUGUUUGCGUGUUACCUCCCGCACUAUGUUCUACGCUUUGUGCUUCUAAGGUCCUUUAGAUGGUUAGUGCUCUGCUAGCGCUGUAGAUGACUUCUUGUUUUGAGUCGGCAGCCUGUAUUGAGUUGUUAGGCUAAGGUGCAUUCAUUAUAAGCUUGUGGCAGAAGUUGACUACUUGACCACCAGUUGUUAGUAAGUGGAGCUCCUCUUUCGUUUCAUCUGCCCUUUAUCAAGAAUUUUAGGGUCCUUUGCUCGCCUUCUCCUUGCACUUCCACAACACAACAAAUUGGUAGCUUAGCUUUGCUUACUCUCUUUUGUGGUGAGUGGAUUAGAUUGAACUACUCACCCCAGUCAACCAAAAUUUAUGCUCAUUUUCCGACAACAACCUGUUAUCCGGAGCCUGCUACAGUUGACGAGAUUAGUUUUUGAAGAGUUGUGAACCAAAGGUUAUCCGUACAUGAGUGGACAACGUGGAGCCACGGGGAGAAUCAGCAAGCUCAUCUGUAUAAUUGAUAUAAGUAGAAAGUAAUCUUAUUUCCACUGCUCUUUUAGGCUAUCUGCGUCUGAGGCUUCCAGGGAGGUAAUUAACGUUUCCAUGCCAAGUAUGUGAAUCGCAUCUUGUUCGUCUCUCAUCUGGUCCUUUCUCAGACAUUCAUCACACCUAUGAUUUGUGGUUGUGGAGCAGUGCAAAUGUUCCGGUCUCUGGAUUUUGUUAUGGGGUUAAGUCAUCGUCGGCCAGAAAUUUCAAACCUCACAUUCUGCUCUCACCUGAAGGUUGAAGUUUUGAAACCUGUGUACACGAUGUUUGGAGAUGUAUUGUGGGUCCUUAGCACGCACUUCUGCUGGCUAAAACUUCUAAUGGAAAAAGAGUAUGAC